AUGCCCACCAACGCUAUGCACGCCAGCACUGUGAAGUCCGUUUCGAAACCGAACAAAGCCAGUUCAUCCACUUCAAAGAAUAAUUGUGCAAAAUUGGCCGUGAGUCCUAGCUAUAUAGAGCUAAUCAAACAAUCCAUUCCUCCAGACCAUGUGCUCGUGGAUGAAAAUUUCAAUGCUCAAAUGCGAAAAGAUAAAUCGAAACGGGCACAGAACAGACUUACCACCGGUUUAGUGGAGACGCUGCCAGCUGGUGAUGUAAAUUCCAAAACACUUGAAGGUGGGAACCGGGAAAAAGCCGAAGCUAUCUGUGAAAAUGUGUUUCACAAUCGGGAUGAUUGGCUUAACGAACCGUCAUUACGACUGAUGGAUUUCUUUCACAUCUGGAAAGAUGAGGUCAAACUUUUGUGUUGGCUUGCCAGACGACGACUGAUUCCGAAUCGAGUCAAAUGCAGUCGAUACAACUGUUCUCAACAGCUGUUUCUGGUCCCAGACUCAACCAACAUUGAUGGUUGGGUAUGGUAUUGUGAUCGGUGUCGACAGACACGCUCAAUCCGACAUCGAACUAUCUUCAAGCAUUGCGAUUUGAGUGUAAAAACAGCUACACAAAUACUUUAUCUGUGGUGUAUCGGACAUCCGACAGACCUUAUCCCAUUGGAUACGAAUACCUCGCCGGAAGAGGCCAAAGAGUGGUUGUAUUGCAUUCGUGAAGUCUGCCGUGAAACCAAUACGGAAUUAAAAGAGCGACUUGGAGGCGUUGAAGAAGAAGAUGCGGAACCUGGAUAUUGUCGUGUGGUCGAGGUUGACGAAGCUCUUUUCACGUGCCGCUUGAAAGAUCGCAAUGGAAAGGAUUGUAUCCGAAAAGUGUGGCUGCUCGGUGGAGCUGAGCGUGGCACAGAGCGUGUUUUUCUUGCUCGUUGUCCACAAAAUAGUCGUGAUGCGUUCAGUCUUGUUCCUUUGAUUCGUGAGUUCAUAAAACCCGGAACGGCUAUCAUUACCGAUGACUGGGAAGGUUAUGCACCGUUGAAUGAUCUCGCCGAGGGCUAUCAACAUUAUGUGGCACAACGCUCGCGUGGAAUAUUAAACCCCGGGCAAGAGGCAGUGCAUAUACAAAAGAUCACCUGUUUAUGGUCGCAUUGGAAACGGAGUUUUGAGAAUUUGAAUGGAACUAGUGUAGAUGACUUCGAUGCCUGCCUGGACGAAUAUCUUUGGCGAAUGCAACACUCUAAAGCUAUUCUCCAAUCAUUCUGCUAUUCCGUCACGUUAUUGUUUGAUAUUUGA
Molecule: messenger RNA, 1278 nt
Organism: Echinostoma caproni
Lineage: Eukaryota; Metazoa; Platyhelminthes; Trematoda; Plagiorchiida; Echinostomatidae
Source: the annotation of a GenBank genome assembly